AAGUGUGGCUGUGGCGAGUCUAAGAUCUAAGAGGAUCGUAGGGUUCAAGGAAAACGUGGAGCCCUCGGAUCUCUAGAAUCCCCAGACUCGGCCUCUGCAUGCAAGCAAACAACGUGGGCAGGCGCAGGUCUCCCCAGGAGGAGGACGGAGGCGCCCCCAAGAGCCACUCCCUGCGCCCCAAAGAGGCCAGCGGAGGCUGAGACCCCAGGAAGCUCCAGGACUGUCCUGAGCCUCCGCCGAGGCCGCGUCGGCAGGGGCAGAGGGGAAGGGCGGGGAGUGGGGAGACCCGGUCCCGCCCCCGAAGCCGACUUCCUGAUCCCCGAAGGCGGCCAGAGGGAGCGGCGGCCGCGGCGGCCUGAGACCCCGGCGCCAUGCAGGACGCGCGCAGCGCCAUCCUGGACGCGCUGGAGAGCCUGUCGGUCGACGAGCUCAAGAAGUUCAAGCUGAAGCUGAUGUGCGUGACCCUUCGCGAUGGCUACGGACGCAUCCCGCGAGGGACGCUGCUUCCCAUGGACGCCGUAGAUCUCAGCGACAAGCUCGUGAGCUGCUAUCUGGAGGCAUACGCCACCGAGCUCACGGCCACCGUGCUCUGCGACAUGGGGAUGCAGGAGCAGGCCGGGCAGCUCAGCUCUGGCGGCGGGAGGAACGGCAGCGGUCGAGCCGCGUCUCUCCGCGAGGCUCCCGUGCGCCUCGACCCGACCCGCAGCCUCCGCAGGCGCCCCGCGCGCCGCCAAGAUGCCCAAGAGGAAGGUGAUGAAACUGACCAGACAGCUGUCUUCAUCAGGAAUGCCCUUCGUAUGAAGGUGGGGCUGGAGUUUGCACAGCCAGUCACUUUCACAGACAUUAUCGUGGCAACUGUUGUCUGA
This is a messenger RNA of Octodon degus (degu), 866 nucleotides long. RefSeq names its product pyrin domain containing 1 (gene Pydc1). The transcript is spliced from 3 exons. Lineage: Eukaryota; Metazoa; Chordata; Mammalia; Rodentia; Octodontidae. The record is from RefSeq and is a predicted model, not a curated record. The coding region runs from base 372 to 866 and encodes 164 amino acids.